This is a messenger RNA of Triplophysa rosa, 4362 nucleotides long. It is a transcript of the gene rigi, whose product is annotated as RNA sensor RIG-I. Gene Ontology annotation, cellular component: cytoplasm. The record is from RefSeq and is a predicted model, not a curated record. Bases 687 to 3146 code for a protein of 819 amino acids. The transcript has 19 exons. Gene Ontology annotation, molecular function: single-stranded RNA binding; double-stranded RNA binding; ATP hydrolysis activity. NCBI's taxonomy places the organism in Eukaryota, Metazoa, Chordata, Actinopteri, Cypriniformes, Nemacheilidae.
UCCGGAAAAGGCGAGUUAAUAAUCCGAGAAACACCGAGCGAUCGCGUGACAGAUGUCGAAAACUCCCGGAUUUAACAUUACAAUGAAAACAUGCUUUUUGAUAUUUCUGAAUAAUAAACCAUUAGUUAGUCUAAACUGUGGUUAAUAAGAGUCUCGAGCUCUAGUGAGCUGUGCGCUCGCUCAGCAUUGUGAGGGAUCCUCUGCAUUUUAAACAGCCUUGAGUUUCUGAGUGAAUCUGUUUCGUUUCUGCGUGUUUACUUUCGUUUCGGGAUCACCUGUUGCGUUGUGAGAUCAGACUCGUUCAGUUUUCAUCAGACCGUCAGUGAAGCAGCGCAGAGAUGUACGAACAGGAGAAAGAAAGUUUAAAGCGCUUCAGCGAAUAUUUCACGAAGACUUUACGACCAUCCGUGAUCAAAGUCUUCAUGAGUGAAUACCUGGAUGAAGUGACGGUGGAGAUGAUUCUGUCUAAAGAGGAGACGUCUGUCACUGAAGCUGUGAAGCUGUUGUUCGACCGGAUGUGUGAUCUAGAUACGCAAGGCUGGUUUCAGGCCUUCAUUGACAUUCUUCGGGCCUCAGAGUAUACGGGUCUGUGUGCAGCUUUAAUGGAGUGGGACUUCAGUAAGUUUGAAGGUCUGUAGGAACACAGAACACUUCUGCAGAAGAUCGAACCGUCCAUCACCAAACACAUGAAGCCCAGCGAGCUGCUCACGCACAUGAGGGACACGCUGAAAACAAAAGAGUGUGAGGAGAUCAGAGCGGUGGAGACGCAGCGCGGUCGUAUAGCCGCCAGUGAGAUCAUGGUGAAGUGUCUCCUGCGUUCAGAUCAACACAACUGGUUUAAAGUGCUGAAGAUGGCUCUGGACCACUGUGAUUUAACUCAAGCUUUACAACUACUGGAACCAAAUGGAGAUGGUAAGGUUGUGAAUGCACAGGAUGAGGACAUGGACACUUCGACCUCAGAAACCAUAACAACUGUGUUUCAGUAUCAAGAGGACGGUGAAAGUGACGAUACUCUGCUGAAGAGCGCCAACAACAUCAGUGUCCCGGAGACAUCAGGGGUCGGGGGAGGUGAGAGGAAACUCAGAGAGUAUCAGAAGGAGCUGAGCGCUGCGGCCAUUAACGGACAGAACACCAUCAUCUGUGCUCCAACAGGGUGUGGAAAAACUGUUGUGGCUUUGGCAAUCUGUGAGAAUCACCUGAAACAGUUCACUGGCAGGGCAAAGGUCGUCUUCUUGGCAACAAAAGUUGACGUCUAUGAACAGCAGCACAAACUUUUUAAGGAGCACUUCUCCUGCAAGGACCCCAGCAUAAGGGUGACGGGGAUGUGUGGUGAUAUGGAGGGUGUGUCUGUGCUCUGGUGCAUUGAGAAUUAUGACAUUGUGGUGAUGACGGCUCAGAUUCUGGUCAACGCUCUUAACAGUGGAGAGGUGGCGUCCCUCGAGCUGUUAACACUUAUUCUGCUAGACGAGUGUCAUAACACCACCGGAAAACACCCGUACAAUAACAUAAUGACCCGUUACCUGGACACCAAACUCACCAGCAAAACACACUCUCUGCCACAGGUCGUGGGAUUGACAGCAUCAGUUGGCAUUGGAAAUUUCAAGAGUCUGCUGGAGGCUGAGAGCAAUAUCUUACAGCUGUGUGCCAACCUGGACACCAGGGUCAUCACCACGGUUACCAAACACCUGGAUGAGCUCAGAUCUUAUGUGCACACACCUGAGAAACAGUUUUUUGAUGUUCCUCAGCGCACAUCUGAUCCCUUCAUCAAAAUCAUCAAACAAAUCAUGAGUAAAAUUGAGCAGCUGGCACAGAACACCUACAGCAUCGGGAGCCUGUCAAACCUCCAGAAUCGUGAUUACGGCUCUCAGGUAUAUGAGCAGUGGAUUGUCUCUGUUCAGAAGAGCUGCAAGGUUCUACAGAUGAAGAAUCCAGAAGAGGAGAGCAGAAUCUGCCGAGCGCUCUACAACUACACUGAACAUCUGCGGAAAUAUAAUGACGCUCUGAUCAUCACCGAGGACGCUCGGACUAUAGAUGCUCUGGAUUAUCUGGAUUGGUUUUUUGAACAGGUCCGAAACGCCGGCUAUGACGAAACCGAGAGGAAACUCACAGAGUUCUUUGACAGUCAGAGGUCACAGUUGCUGGAUUUGGCCACAAACGGACAGCAGAACCCCAAACUAGAGGAGCUGAAGUUCAUUCUGGAGGAGGAAUAUCACAGCAACCCUCAGACCCGAACGGUCCUGUUCGUCAGGACACGAGCCCUCGCUGAUGCCAUGAAGAAAUGGAUUGAUGACACAGAUUCACUGAGUUUCCUGAAUCCUGGAGUUCUGAUCGGAAAAGGACGCAAAUCCAACAGUAACAGCUCAGGAAUGACUCUGAACAAUAUGAAGGGUGUUCUGGAGUCUUUUAAGAGCUCUGAUAACAGUAAGAUUCUCAUCGCCACAUCUGUCGCUGAUGAGGGCAUCGAUAUCCCACAAUGCAACCUGGUGCUCAUGUAUGAGUAUGUGGGUAAUGUGGUGAAGAUGGUCCAAGUUAGAGGUCGUGGUCGGGCGCAGGACAGUCGAUGUUACCUCAUCUCCAGCUGUAAGGAGCGCAUUGAGAAGGAGAAGAUGAACAUGUCUAAGGAGAAGACGGUGGAGGAAGCCGUGAAGCGUCUGCAGAGCAGCCCGACUGAAAUCAGCAGCAAGGUGGACAUGCUACAGAGAGAAGAUAAAGUCCGGAGGGAUCACAUCAGAUCCAGUUCUGACAGACCCAAAACGCAGGCCAGCUAUGAGUUACUCUGCGGCAAGUGUAAGACGUUUGCAUGUCUGAGUGACGACCUCAGAGUCGUACAGGCGAGUCAUCACAUUGUUCUGGAUCAUUCCGUCUUCAAACGCUGCACAACAGAAGCUCAUAAAAAGCCCAAAACCUUCUAUGGUAUCUGUAAGAAAGAGAAGAUGCUGUGUGCCACCUGCAAAUAUGACUGGGGGAUCAUCGUCUCUUACCUCAACAUACAGGAUCUGCCGGUGCUGAAGAUCGAGAGUUUCACCCUGCAGGACCGUAACAUUCAGAAACAGUUUUACUUCAGGAAAUGGCGCGAUGUGACGUUUGCCAUACGAGAGUUUGACAUCACAGAGAUCACGCCAGAAUCAUGGCCAUUAAGAGAAUGAGCCACAAACACACAACUGAACACUGCCAGGAUAAAGACAACACAACUGUCAGUAGAUUAGAAUCAUUUCAUAAUAAUGUUCUGUAGAUUUAAAUAAUAAAAGAAAUGAUUGUUACGUUUCACCAAACAAUAACUGCAAAAGAUAUAUUAAAAGUAUACAGUACAUGUACAAUUCUUUUGUAGUUGAAUAAUAUAUGUUCUUUUUAGAAUUAUAUCCUUGAUAGUUGUGUACAUGUACCCAUAUUUAAAAGUUUUCUUAGAGUACAGAAUUUGGGCAGCUCGUAUGUUUUGAUUAAAAUCAUUGAAAUGAAUGAUUAGUCAUCACAGUACUCUUUUAUUAGGAGCGUGUAGUGAAAAUUAAUUUAAAAUAAAAAAGCCUGACACGAAUACAUUUAUUUAAGCUAAUUUAGUUUUACCCAUUGUUCUAAUAUCUGUGGUUCUUUUGUUCUAUAGCAUCAUGAGCAAAGUUGUUUUAGUUUACUAAAAUUAAAACUUUAAAAGCGUUUUUGUUUAUUGAAAUCAAAUAUUGGCCUAAAAAUGAUUGAUAAUAAAACAUAAACUAACAAAAAAUGUAAAUGUUGCCUCAGAAAUAAACUGAAAUAAGUUUAAAGCACUAAAAUUAUAAUAAUAAACAAAACUAAAAUGAAUUAAUCUUAUACAGCAACAUAAAAAAGAAAAGAAUUAAAUGAUAAAAGCAAGUAACAAAAGUUGCUAAAUAUUUAACUAAAAUUAACAUAAAAUAAAAGCAAAUUUAAAUAUUAAUAAAUAAAAUUAUGAAUGAAUAAAAAUGAAAUCAAUCUCAAAUCAAAACUAUAAUAACUCUGAUCAUGAGAUGAAUGAGUCAUUGAGAUCAUGAUAUACCUGUUCAGAAUAUUGUCCUGGCCAAAAUGAAAAGAAAGCUUAUUUAUUAUUCAUCAUUAUUUAUCUCCGUAGUUCUCAUUACUGUUACAUGUUUAGUUGCCAAAUGCAUUAAUGUAAAUUUAAGAAAUUACCAUAUAGAUCAAUAAAAAUGACUGAAAUGUGUUUAAUUUUCUUGAAAAUAAUGUCUCGGUGUAAAAAUCUUAAUGGGUUUAAAUUAAAACAUGCAUGACAAAACAAAGCAUGAUUUGUUGUUUGAUUUUAGGGCGAAAUGAGAUCUGGAUGUGAUGACGUUCACCCUCGAGCUGUUGAAUCCAUUCAGAACUGAAUAUUUCACAAACAUGAUUUCAGUUCUGGAA